AUGAACGCCGAACGCUCUCAGAACGUUUUCUUACCUCUGACACGUUUACGCUCCCAAGCCUAUGGCCAACUCACAGUGACCAAGCGCGCGCGAGCGUUGUCUGCUACAGUGUCUGACACCAUCAUCUCGAUUCUGAACGAUAGUAGCUGGUCUUGCGCGGAGCCGGAUAGCCUCAAGAUGUUAUGCGACGCCAUCAUCGACCAUGACUACAAGGGCCCGAUCGACACAGUUGAGUUUCAAGGCUCGCCAGGCGAUCACGAGCGUGAGCUCGUCAUUGCGUGGGAAGCAGUUCCACGCACAUGCCGUGUGCGGCCGCUUGCUGCGCACGCUGCGCACUUCUGGAUUCGCGCCGACGUCGAGCAUCGCGUUAUUGCUUUGGCCCUCUUCUUAUUGUGGUUCCGACAUGUGUACGGCGCCCAUCCGCGGGUCAACGGUUUCGGAGUGGACCGUGUGGGCUUCAUCAUUUUGAACCAUGGCAUAGCUGGGGUCAUUCUGUGCGACCACACCAUCGAUCCUUCAUCUGGCAUCCGCUUCUAUGGUAUGGGACCUCCUCGUGCAAUCUGCGUAGGUCGACGGGUCUACAAUGCAUGCUCGGCUGAUCAAGACGUAUCCGAGACGGACCUGAACUCGUCCGUAAAGUUUAUGACGACCUACUCUAAGAUCCUUGGGUACCAGCGCGCAGAGCCUAUUAGGACGGUGGAGGAGCAAGUCUUGACAGACUUCACCGCGAACCGUUUUGAUGUCCAUCUUGCUUAUCUGAUGGAAACCUUCAACGGAACCAUCCUUCCCGUCUCAGCUGGCGGUGAUAUUCUUCGCGCUCUUCGCAGGAUGGACCCCUCUCCCUGCCACUACGCCGAAAAUGUGGGUUGUCUGGCACAGGUGAUCACCGGGCACCAGGUCUCUGGCGGCUCACGUCAACCAGUAUUGCCGGUGGUGGACCUAUUCGGACCGCCUCAAGAGGGGGAUCUACUGCUGGCGUGGCGAAACAUCCCGACUGUAGGCCAUUGGCGCCCACUGUCCGCAAAUGUCGGUACAUUUUACAUUCGCACGACGACGUCAAACCGACCUCUCACGUUGGCAAGCUUUUUGCUCUGGUUUCGGAGAGUAUACUGCACUCGUGUGCCUGCUCACCGUGAAGGCAUUGUAAGGAUCACAUUUCGGUUCGUGGACCAUGGCAUCACAGGCGCUCUCUAUUGCGAUGACGCUGUGGAUACGUCCAUGAGUCUCCGCGGUCACGGUCUAUACGAUGCCCGGGUGGUUGAGCUUGGCGGACGUUUAUAUGUAACAGCGUCGUCAUCCCCCAAAUCGUCGAACGAGCAGUUGGCUACGUGGCUCUGCUUCGCUCGACGCAUGCUGGCUGAAACUCAUGUCACAUCAAGGACUAAAAUCUCCACACGCC
Messenger RNA from Coniophora puteana RWD-64-598 SS2, 1399 nucleotides. RefSeq lists its product as uncharacterized. The annotation marks the transcript as partial. NCBI's taxonomy places the organism in Eukaryota, Fungi, Basidiomycota, Agaricomycetes, Boletales, Coniophoraceae. The transcript has 7 exons. The record is from RefSeq and is a predicted model, not a curated record.